Messenger RNA from Monodelphis domestica (gray short-tailed opossum), 8486 nucleotides. It is a transcript of the gene CRYBG1, whose product is annotated as crystallin beta-gamma domain containing 1. The record is from RefSeq and is a predicted model, not a curated record. Lineage: Eukaryota; Metazoa; Chordata; Mammalia; Didelphimorphia; Didelphidae.
AACGUGCCAACGAGUCCGCAGGGGACGGAGGGCUCUCGCACGGGAAGAGCUGUCUAAACUGGGCACGGGUUCUAUCCGUAGGCCAACCCUGGGGCUGUGAAUGAGGGCGACUCCCAAGCAGCCUGUUCUCCUUAGGCACCUAGGUGCUCCUCCAGCAGAUGUCGCUGGUUCUCAGCAGUCUAACACCUGGGGGCUUGGAACAGAGCUCAGGUGGGCCAUAUCUGAGGAUAGUGGGCUCGCGCCCUGCGCGAGAGGAGGCGCUGUGCCCUAGGCGUCCCUACUUCUUCCAGGCUCCAGCCGGGGUCUCGACCUUAAGGAGGGCUCGGACUGUUUUGCUGCACAAGCUCGACUCUGUCCUCCUCCGCUAACCCCCUACCUGCGACUCUCGAGCCUGAAGGGAGAAGGGGGCGGGGUCAACACAAGAGCGGAGAGAGGCGGCGGAGCCGGAGCUCCGACGCCUUCUUCCCGAAGAGCAGAAGGGCUGAGAGGGCAGCACCUAAGCAGCGGCACGAGAAGCCCAGGACGGAGAUGUCCGAUCAGGGAGGACAGCAGGAGGUCAGCCCCACCAGGACAACUAAGAAACAUGCCUCCUUUAACAUCUGGCGGAUCAAGAAGAAGCACCAGAAUCCUGCGGACUGGGGUGUCUUUAUUCCCCAUCCUCCGCCUCCGGCCGUCUCCCAGGAGUCCGAGACACCUGUCCACAGAGUUCUGGAACCACCUCCUGGAAACCAUGAAGCUUCCGAAGAAACCCCAGAAUAUGCAAACCACUACAGGGAGCUCCAGGUUUGUGAGGUCUCCCCCGAAGUCCAGGCGCCCUUGUCGGCAGACACUGGAGUCCUCAAAAAGUCCAGAGCACAACCACCAGAAGAGAAUAAAAGAAAACCAGUUUUGGGAAAACUUGGCAAUCUUUUCACUGCUGGGAGAAAGCGGAAUAGCAGGAAUGGAUCGGAGGGUCCUACAAACUCAGUGCCUAAAUUAGUAUCUUCUUCUAAGCUGUUAGAAAGAGAGAAGGAAAAAAGUAAAACUGGCACCCAACCAAGAAAUACAGAUGGGUCUGUAGGGAGCUCACUUACAGAAAAAACACAUGAGCCAGAGAAUGACCAGAGCCAGGCAACUUCUCUUGACGCUGAGCUAUCAUCUUGCUUGAGCAACACUGAAACAGUGGCUGCACAACUCUGUGAUGAAGGUGAUUCAUCCAAAUUAGAACCUUCAGAACAAGAAAGAGACACUUUCCCAGAUCCCACAGCUGCUGCCAAGGACCUGCCUUCCAAGCCAGAAUAUUCCUCUAGGCAAGAGAGCUCAGAGCUCCUUGCUCCCAGUUUGGAAAAACUUUCAGGCAGUAGUCACCCAACCGAGGAGAAUGAAAGAUGUCUAACCAAUGGAUCCCUGGGAUGUGCUGAGGAAAGAGAUCUCGGGCCUGAAGACUUCAAAGGCCAUCCACCUGAAAACUCUUCCGUCUUAACCAGCUUACCUAAAGAGUUGAGUGGCAAUUGUCUGAGUAACUUGCACACUGAGAACACAGACAGUAAACCUGAGGUCUCGAAUGCAAACUCAAAGACUGUGCUAUGUGGUCCAGAUUCCAAAGGCACGGAGCGCGCACCCCCAGCUAAAGUUUUAACUUUGGAUAUCUAUCUGAGGAAGACAGAGGAGGUGUCCCCCGCCGAUGAGCCAGUGGUUGUUUCUCUGGCAGAAGACGAUUGCAGCGAUCCCGAGGAGAUGGAAAAGCGUUCUAAUGGCAGAAGGUCAGGGAGGAGGAGAAAAUCUCAGAAAUCGACUGACUCACCCAACGGAGAUAAAGUUCCGGUUGAGACUCACGCUAGGGAGGACUCUGUGUUCGUGGAGGAUGUAGCACCCGAUGCGGUUGCAGAAAAAAGCUCUGGAGAAAAGAAAGUAAAAUCGCCCCAGGCAGCAACUGCAGCAGCUGUACCAGAAAGGAGCGCCUCAGCAUCUGGCAACCCCGACCCCAAGACUGGGGCUGCUCACCUGAAAGGACACCAGAGAGGGGACUCGGACAAAAGCAGGCAAUCCCAGCUCCCCACCGUUUCCCCGACCAAAAGGAAGGGCAGAAGCCGCCAGUCCGAAGCCAGCCCCCUCUCCCCUCCGGGGGGUUACAAGAAUCCAGGCAAAGAUUCUCCUUCCAAAAAGCAGUCUGGGACGGCCCCCGAUGGGAAUUCCGCUUGUACCCCCAAAGUAGUGGCUGGGGACAAGUCAGCCGCCGCCCUCGGGCAGGGGAGUGAGAACGGAGAGGAAGGGGCAGCGGCUGCCAAGGUUAUACCCCGCGAGCUUACGGUGAAGAGCAGCACCUUGCUGCCCGAAAUCCGCCCUGAGCACAAGAGAAGCUCUUUCCUCAACAACUUGGAUGGCAGAGCGGAGGGGGGCAGAAACAGAGGCGAGCUUGGGAGACUGACUGCCAGCUCCGACCCUGACAACUGCAAACACAGAAGCCACUUGGGUGCUACCCGAGCAACAGUAACCACCAAGAUUAACCUCCCAGCCAAGCCCAAACAUGUGGAGUUGAAUUUCAAAGCCCCAAAGAAUCUGGAGAGCUUGGGAAAUGAUCAUAAUCCAUUUAGCCAGCCAGUUCAUAAAGGAAAUACUGCCAACAAGAUUUCCUUAUUUGAAAAUAAGCGUGCUAACAACAGCCCAAGAAACACCGACAGCCGGGGUGUGAAGAGUGUUCCACCAUCAAAGACUUUUGUUGGUAGAGCAAAGCUUAAUUUAGGAAAAAAAUCCAAGGAAAUUGAACUACUGGAAAAGAGAGGAAAUAUGCAAAAUAAUCACCCAAAUGGUGGGUUGUCAAAGGAAGUGUCCAUGGAAAAGAAGACUAUUCCCCCAGAAGAACAUAUUCUGCCAGUGACUGCAAAUAGUGGGGAGACGACUGCUGAUUGUCAGCCUGGCCCAACUGAGAAAGCAGAUGUUCAAAGAGACCCCUCCUGUCCUUCAGAACAAACAGACGCUGCUCAGAUUCCCAGUAAGGAUGUGGAAAUCCUUGCAGAAAACAGUUUGAAGACUGUCAACAGUACUGGGCUUGUGUUAGAAAACAAGAUUGACCUGGAUAAGGAAAGCAAAGAUUCAACUCAGACAGUCCCAAUAAAAUCUCCUGCAGAUGUUCUUGACUUGCAUCCUGUAGUAGAGAUGUCUAAUGGUCCUUCCAUCCCACAGUCAGCAUCUGUUUCUAUGGCAGCUAGUGAAGAUACCUCUGUCCGUUGUGAUGGGGAUGCAGCCCCUGCUGGUAGCCAUUCUGGCGCUGAUCUGAAAGAGUUUUCUCAGCCAUCAUUGGGAUCAGGAGGUCGUGCCGAGUGUGACUUACCUGCCUCGUGUGAAAAUAGCAAAAUGACCCCAAAUGAACUUGGAAGAGAAGACAGAAGCCCUGAGUCUGUGGAGGAUCCAUUAAACUCAGAAACCUGUGAAGAUAAGCCAUCCAAAGUUCGUGUCCAUGUUAGGUCUUAUGUGUUACCCGUGGAAACUGCUCAAAGUCGAGCCCCACAUAUCAUUUUAGAUAGUUCAGAAGUUGAAGAAGUUCGAAUGACGAGUUAUUAUAAUGAUGGAGAUGAAGUAGAUGCUUCUCACAGCUGCACUUCUGUAAAAGAUGGGGUGCCAGACACUAAAGCCACCUCACCAAAGGAUGUGGAAUGCAAAGGAGAGCACCCAGAAAAAUCUAGGCUGCCACUGGAGUUAGAGAAGACCGUGUCCAUCCAGGCACCAAGUGAUGACAGCAAAAUAGUCAUGGCAACCGAGUCAAGCCCAGCCAACUCGCAGGGUAGUAAAAGCAGUUUAGAACUUUUACCAAGACCAAGUCAAGACAUCCAAGAUGUUGAAGGCAGCCCUGCUAGUGGUCUGAAUGUUUCUGUAGGGAGUGAUGACAGUACUUUUGAUUCUUCGGCCGAUAUGGAAAAAUUCACAGAAAUCAUCAAAAAGAUGGACAGCUCCAUUUGUGUGCCCCAAAAGAAAAAGAAGGCCAGGAUACCAAAUUCUCCUGCUCCCCAUUUUGCCAUGCCUCCUAUUCAUGAAGACAACUUAGAAAAAGUGUUUGACCCCAACACAUUUACUUAUGGGUUGGGGAAAAAAAGAGAAAACCAGCAAGACGCGUCACCAGGCUUACAUCUUUUCCAAGGUCUGGAUACCAAAUCUAAAUUGAGACCCAAGCGUUCCUCUGCGGAACAGAGCAUACUCUUCAAGUCUGCGAAUACAUCGACCAAAAACGAACUCGUAGAAUGUCCAGAAACAAAUGGAAAGGAGAAUAAGGACAUCGCAAAUGGUGGAAUUAAGAGAUCUAGGUUAGAAAAAAGUGCUCUUUUCUCCAGCAUGUUAUCUUCUUCCGCUUCAACCCCAGAAAAAGUCUUUUCACCAUCAGUGACAUCCGUCAACACAAUGACCACAUCUUUUGGCACAUCUCAGAACAGUUCUCUCUUGCCAAAGCCAGCUGCUUCAAAGAUUGGUUCUGAUGGGAUACCAGGCCUUUCCGCUCAGUCCAGUAAUUCAGAAAAUGAGCUCCACAGACUUCCAUCGGCCAACUCCUCAAAGAUCUUCAACUUUGACUCAUCGAGUAAAUCACUGUCAGGUUUAAGAAGUCCAAACUAUGUGGAGAAAUACUUGCAAACAGGUGAAACAAAGAGAGAUCCGGAUUCACGGAACAACCUGACUUUAACAGAAACUCGAUUUUCUGAAUUUUCCAAGCUCAAGAACAACAAUGGCAUAGAAAAAACAACUUCAUUAGAAAGUACUCUUAAACCACAGAUGCCAAACUUUGGGAGCAAUGAUACAGAUUUCAUGAGUUAUCUAAAACCCAGCAUCUUUGAACCAAGUAUUUCCUUAGCUGGAAUGACAUUAUCAGACACUCCGGUAUUUAAAGCAAGUAUGCAAAAUAAAAUCAAUCCCCGACCUGGAAAGGUGGUGAUCUAUAGUGAACCCACUUUCUCUGGGAAUUGCUUUGAAGUUUUCAGUGACAUUCCUAAUUGUACCUCUUGGAGCCUGUCACCAGUAAUCAUUGUAAAAGUAGUUCGAGGAUGCUGGAUUUUAUAUGAGAAACCAAAUUUUGAAGGGAACUCAGUUCCUCUUGAAGAAGGAGAAUUGGAGCUAUGUGAUCCCUGGAGAAUGGAAGAUAUUUUGGUAGAAAGUGAGGAGGACAAAUCUGCUAAGCCCAUGGUGAUUGGUUCAAUUAGACAUGUAAUUAAGGAUUACAGAAUUAGUCAUAUUGACUUGUUUACUGAAACAGAAGGGUUGGGACUUGUAAAUUCCUACUUUGAUGACACUGAAGAAAUGCAGAUGUAUGGUGCAAUACAGAAGACAUGUUCCAUUAAAGUGCAUUGGGGCACAUGGCUGGUUUAUGAAGAACCUGACUUUCAGGGUAUUCCUUUUGUCCUCGAGCCUGGUGAAUAUCCUGAUUUAGCCUUCUGGGGCACAGAAGAAGCCUACAUUGGAUCAAUGAGGCCCCUGAAAAUGGGUGGUCGAAAAGUUGAAUUCCCUACAGAUCCAAAGGUCAUCAUUUAUGAAAAGCCUUUUUUUGAAGGAAAAUGUAUGGAACUAGAAACAGAAAUAUGUAAUUUUAUCACAGAAGGAGAUGAAACAGAAGAAGCUGGAGAAGAUAAUUUGCAUUUGAAAUCAGUAGGGUCUAUAAAAGUUCUAGGAGGCAUUUGGGUUGCUUUUGAGAAACCAGGAUUUACAGGACAUCAGUAUUUGCUAGAAGAAGGUGAAUACAAGGAAUGGCAAGAUUGGGGUGGCUAUGAUGGAGAGCUGAAGUCUUUACGACCUAUAUUAGGUGAUUUUUCAAAUGCUCACAUGAUAAUGUAUAGUGAAAGGAACUUUGGAACCAAAGGUUCAAAUAUUGAUGUAUUAGGAAUUGUUGCCAAUUUAAAGGAUACGGGAUAUGGAGUGAAGACACAGUCCAUUAAUGUAUUAAAUGGAGUAUGGGUGGCCUAUGAAAAUCCAGAUUUCACAGGAGAGCAAUAUAUACUUGAUAAAGGAUUAUAUACUAGCUUUGAGGACUGGGGAGGCAAGAAUUGUAAGAUCUCUUCAGUUCAACCUAUAUGUUUGGAUACCUUUACUAGUCCAAAGGAAAGAAAUAAAGUUCACUUAUUCUCAGAACCAGAAUUCUGUGGUAGCAGUAAAGUUUUUGAAGAAACAACGAAUCAAAUUGAAGAUUCCUUUUCAGCAAAGUCUUGCAGAGUUUUGGGGGGCAGCUGGGUUGCUUAUGAUGGGGAAAAUUUCUCUGGUAACCAGUAUGUAUUAGAAGAAGGACACUAUCCUUCUCUGUCUGCGAUGGGAUGUCCUCCGGAAACAAAUUUUAAGUCUCUUCGCUUUAUAGAUGUUGAGUUUUCAGAACCAACAAUAGUUCUUUUUGAAAGAGAAGACUUCAAAGGGAAAAAAAUUGAACUUAAUGAAGAAGUAGUGAACCUCCGGUUCCUGGGAUUUAAUACUCAGAUACGCUCCAUCCAGGUCAUUGGUGGCAUAUGGGUCACUUAUGAAUUCAGCAAUUAUAGGGGACGACAGAUCUUGCUGUCCCCUGCAGAAGUCCCCAAUUGGUAUGAAUUCAGUGGCUGCCGCCAGAUCGGUUCUCUCAGACCUUUUAUUCAGAAACGGAUCUAUUUCCGGCUUCGCAAUAAAGCCACGGGGUUUUUCAUGUCAACCAAUGGAAACCUGGAGGACCUGAAGCUUCUCCGGAUACAAGUGAUGGAAGACGUCGGAGCGGACGAUCAGAUAUGGAUUUACCAAGAAGGAUGCAUCAAGUGCAGGAUCGCGGAAGAUUGCUGCCUGACCAUUGUGGGAAGCCUCGUGACCUCGGGCUCCAAGCUGGGCCUGGCGCUGGACCAGAAUGAGGACAGCCAGUUCUGGAGCAUCAAGUCUGAUGGCAGAAUCUACAGCAAGCUGAAGCCCAACCUCGUGUUAGACAUCAAAGGGGGUGCACAAUAUGACCAAAACCACAUUAUUCUUAACACUGCCAACCAAGAGAAAAUGACCCAAGUUUGGGAAGCCUUGAUCCUGUAAACUUGGACAAAGAAUGCAAGUUACUCUGGACCUACAGCUAGCUCCUUCAAUAGAUGGAGUAGUGUUGCUGAAAAGUUGGACACGGACCAUUCAGCUUGAAUUCUAAAAACCAGCAUUGAGCCUUGAAAGCACAUCAUUAUUCUGUAUUUUCAGGACAGACUUGUCACCUAUAGUUUCUUACUGAGUUUCGGCAAUUCUAAUUCUGUAUUUUUUUAAAGGAGCUGCUUAACAAGAUUGCCUUAUUAGAACAUGUUUUGUGUUACUGGAGACUUGUUAAUAUCACAUCUGUCUGUUUUAAAUUAUUCCCUAAAAUGUCUUGACAGAAAAGAAUGUAAACAUGCUAACCAAACAAAACAUCCUGAACCCACAGAAGAAGUUGAACUGCACAAAAGUGGGGCACCGUGGAAGCUCAAAUUUGCAAUAUAAAGGACAGACCAUCCAUCAGCUGGAAAGUUCCCGCUCCAUGUCUAGAACGCAGGAGGCGGCUUCACAAAGUUUGAACUGUCAAAACGAAAUGUAAAUAAUUUAUUAGGACCACAAUUGUAGUCCCCAAGAUUUUAGGGUUGUUACUCAUCAAUUAUGCCACACCAAAUAUGGUGGAAGAACUCAAAGCCUUAAGUCAUGUGUAUUCAUGAUAGAGUAUGAGAAGUUGCUUAAGUAUAAUCAAAUAUUUUUUGCCUUCAGGCAACUUUUAAAAAUGGCAGUAUCCUUGGGGUACUAGCUCACCUUUGCACCUCUGUGCCUCUGGCCUAGUAAGUAACCGUAGCCAUUUUAUACCUACCAGCACAACGGUGCGUGGCCCCAGACCGUCUAAGUGAACGUCGUCUGCUUUCUUAGGGCAGGGAGAUAGUUCCACGUAGCUCCAUGAUAUGGCUCUUUCUUCACCAGCUUAGAAGUGUUUUCAUUUGUUUACUUGUCUUUGUGCAACUUCAUGUGCUAGAAACAAAAACGCUUCCAGGGGUAGGUUCCCUUUCCACUACAGCAGUACUUGCUUCCUUCUCAAAGUCCACUGGGCCUUCCGUUAUCUCCCCUGGCUCCAGAAAGUGGAGACAGACCUAGUCCUUCGGCCAGAGCUUUGUUGGGAGUUAGCCCCCAAAGUGAGGUCGUUGGGGCACAUUCGGUGAUUAACUGAUGGUGGGCUUAUGGAUCUGGUGGCCGGGCUGCGGUGACCCCCCUCUCGGUAAACAUUAACCAGAUCCUAAAACUGUAUAGGAAAGUUGAAGUGAAUAAAAAACAUUUAAAAGACUGGUAGGCGGGGCGUCGGGGUGCUUUUUCUUCAUGCUGAUCAUUUGAUCACUCUGGUCCCCACGGAGGGUUCUUCUCUCACCUCUUCCUUCCUCACCCAGACUCUCACUCACUUCCCGGAACAAUGGCUGCUUUUGUUCUUGUCUCUGGUGAAGCAAAUCGCUCCCCUGAUUCGGAGCGUCUCCCUGGAGUCUGGUAAAAACCGAGGACUGAGAUUUUGUCUCUAAGGUUCACAAUAAACAGUUUCAUGGUAGAGU